Molecule: messenger RNA, 1749 nt
Organism: Drosophila bipectinata
Lineage: Eukaryota; Metazoa; Arthropoda; Insecta; Diptera; Drosophilidae
Product: CIMIP2 protein CG18335
Source: RefSeq, a predicted model, not a curated record
AUUCAAAAUUUAUUGUGUAAUUCAAAUUAAAUCGUAAAAUGGAACAUGCGAUUACGCCGGAGCCGCAUUUAGUGCCUGGGUACACGGGUCACUGCGCCCGAGAUCGCAGCAGAGUAGGACGCACGUACGGAAAACAAACCCACAAGCUGCUGAUCGAUCCCUGCAUCUAUCAUGCUCCGGAACUUAUAGUGGCCCCCAUCCAUGUGACGAGAGGUCUUAAGGACUAUCCUACCGAACGAGAGCUGAAGGUGCUGAAAGCCAGAGAGGAUCUAGUGGACUCCAAUUAUAGACAUCCGAUUCUACCGGGUUACGCUGGCUUCGUUCCGAAUAUUCGAAGCCAGAUCGGAAAGCGAUAUGUGGCGGCUGCUUCCGCCGGGGUGGCAAACCAUGAAACCCUAAUGGAGCUCUACCGUUGCGAAAAUCGAACUCUGAGACACAGGGAUCUGCUGGAGAGUGGCAAGGGUCUGUUCGAUCGGAAGAUCAAUGAAAGAUUGCUGCCGCAGGCCAAGUACCGGGCUCCCCUGCUUCCGGUCACUGGUGUUUCCGAGGGCUUAGCUGACGAGUGCUGUCCGCCGAAGACCGAGAAGCUUACAUACAGCAAGUUUACAUCACCUCAUUUCCUAGACGACGAAGAUCCGGACAAGUACAUAAUCAAUGGCUACGCGGGUCACAUACCCAUGUCAGUGACUCGGUUUGGGGAAUCCAACAAGGUGCUCACCAACCGAGCACUAUGCAGCUUCUCCGACUAUAUGUACAAGCGGAAGCGUGACUCCUGGUGCUGCGGCCAGGACCUUAGCCGUCCAGCUAUCACCUGUCCCCCUGUACAACACUUCAUCGUGUAUCAUGAGGAUGACGGCAUGGUUCCCAAUUACGCGGGCCAUGUCCCCGGCGAAAUGUACAAGUUCGGGCGUACAUUCAGUAAAACCACAUACGACGCCAAACGGUGGUUGGAAGUGCACAAGGGUCUCACCGUUCUGCCGGAGGUGGCCAAUUUGGACUACGCCUAUUGAGGGAGCCGGUCAUUCAUAUUCAAAUAGUAACGUUUUUAGCAAGGUGGUGCCACUCUUCGGAAGGAAUAUGAAAAAUUCGCCAUUACAAAGAGAUGGUCACACUGGCGAUUGUUAUGAUAUCGAUACGGCAAAAACAACAACCCUAGCUUUCUGCUUCUACGUCGUUUUGUUGGCUGUUUGGAAAUAAGUUUAAAUUGAUUUUAAGCAUAAAUAAUGUACGAAUUCCCGCCAAUGCCGUGACCCAUUGCAGUGCAGUGCCCCGAGUGCCCGGCAAAAAUGUAAAAAGCGGCCUAUAGCUCAACAGAAGAGGCCACAGUUUCCAAAAACGCUAAGGAAAAAAUCUUUAGAAUCGAAAUCGAACAAUUCAAAUACACACACAUACAUUUGUGUACCUAACCAAGUGGUGAGUUGAAUGCCGAUUUGUGUACCUACCAGGUGGUGAGUUGAAUGCCGAUUAUGCACCCUGCAUCCGUCGCAGCAGCAUAUUUUGAUGGAGAAAAACUAAGAAUCAAUAAAUGGAGUGCAGCGACAAGUGCCUAAAAAAAAUAAUCAUAUCUCGGCAGAUCCCUACAAUCUUGUGAGGGGCCCCCAUGAAGAUAAGGUUCCCCUUAGUGAGAUUUAUGGCGGGAAUUCGAACGGAGACUGCGCACAGGUCACAAACAAGUCGGUGCGACCCCAACUGCGUCCGACUUGUUUAUUGAGAGCGAAGAAACGAAUAAAAAUAAAAACAAAAAAUAUA